AUGCAAAACUUAUCAUUUAUUCUAUUAGUCUCUUUGCGUCUCUAUUUUUGUUAAAUCAUAUCAACUUGCGAAUUAUUUUCAGACAAUCCAUUAGCUUGCAUAGAAAAAACAUCUGGAUAUUCAUGCAUUUAUAAUUAUUUUGAAAGUAAGUGCAUUGUAGAGAAAAAGACAUCAUAGGGUUGCCUUGAUACUCUGAAUUAGAAUGCUUGCAUUAAUUAAUUGACUAACGAAUAUGGCGAAGAAGCCUAAUGUAAUUAAGAAUUUUAAGUUAAGGCACCUUCCAGAAGUAGUGCUAACUAGUGUCGAAGUCAUUACUUUAAACUUAAGGUUGCAUAACAUCCUAUAAUAAAUAUGCGUGCUUAAAUGUUGUAAAUGCAGAUUGCUAGUGGGAAAAUAGUCAGUGUUAGCCUUUGGAAGAAAUAGUAGAGACCGCUAACUCAUGUGAAGAAUCUUAUUAAAAUUCUGUUACAUAUGUAACAUGCUCUAAGUUACAAAAUCUAUUAUGUAUAAUAAGUUAGAAUAAUUAAAGGUAUGAGUUCUGGAUUUAAAGGCGAAUAUGGUUGCAUCACUGUUUAGGAAGAAUAACUGGAGACUUUGUAGUGUACUUAACAUGGUUUGACAAAGAAAGCUUGUGUAUCUAUCUAAACAGAAGGAGAGGAGUGUAUCUUCAUAGAUUAGAUGUGUCAAAGUAUGGUACAGUCAGAAAUAAAUAGUUGUCUGAUGGAUUUAAACAGGUAGGCAUGUUUAGCUAUUAAAAAUCCAUACAUUUCUUGUAAGUGGAUUGAUAAUUCUUGUUACGCUUAUAGAUAAUCAAAUUAGAGCAAUAUAGAUGAAUUAAGGGAAGUAAACAUCAGUGUCUGUCAAUCUAUAAAAGGAUUAUAUAGAUAUGAUAGGGAAAAUGCUAGAUGCAUUGAAAUUGAUGACUUCAAAGAUAUAUCUUGCAAUACAUUAGGAUUAUCUAAAGAAGGUUGCUUAAAGGUAAGGAAUAAAAGUUGCAUUUUUUAUCAAGGGACAUGCUAAGAAUUAAGUGAAUAGGAUUUAAAAACUUAUUCAUGUAACAUGGAUUUGAAUGAAAUGGCAUGUAUAAAUUUAGAAACAGAAUUUUAAUUUUGUAAAUGGAAUGGAUUUUAAUGUGCAAGAUUAUUCAUGAAUCAAGAUUUUGAUUGUCCAUUAUAGUUUGAAGAUCAAUCAAUAAAAGUAAAUGGGAAUGUAUGUUAAGCUAUAUCUAAACCCAAUGUUCUAUGUAAAUAUGAUUAAAAAACAAAUUUAUGUGUCAAUAGCACACCUGAUGAUGAUUGUGAUACACCAUUUAUUAAUCAAAAAGGUUGUAUUAGUAUAAAUAAUGUAAAAAAUAAGAAAACAUGUAAAUGGAUCAAUUAUCAAUGUAUUUCUGUUCAAGUAAUUCCAUAUUUUACUACAUGCGAAUCAUUAUAAUAUGCAAAUCCUUAGGCUUGUUCUUAAGUUUUUGAAAAUAAUUCUAGAGGGUGCUAUUAUAAUCAAAUCUAACAAAAAUGUGUUACUUUACAAAUAAAAUUACAAAAUGAUUCUUAAAAAGAACAAUAAAAGCUAGAUCUUCAGUUAUUAAAUAGUAUCUCCUGUGAGAACACUAGUUUAGGUUUGAAUAGAGUAGCUUGUGGAUCAAUAACAACAAAUGGAGUUGCAUGUAUGUGGAAAUAAGAUAAAUGUGUAUUUAUUGACAAGAAAGCUAUGAUUUCAGCUGUACCUUGCUUUAGUCUUCAAUGGGCAAAUGCUAGAGCCUGUAACUAUGUUGAAUUUUAAAAGGAAAUUUGUAGAUAUGAUGUGGAUGAACUCUCAUGUGUGACUACUGCCAAAGAUCAUAUGAAAUGUGAAGAAAUAGGUUUAAAUCGUUAUGCUUGCAUGAUAGCAGAAGGAUUUUGCUACUUUAAUGAGGAUUUGUCUUUGUGCUUGAAUGAUCCUUCAUCCAACAUUUCAGAACAACUAUCAUGCGAUAAGAAUUCACCAUCAAAGCCUAUGUGUUUAAGUAUAACAAAGAAAGGAGAGUACUGUAUCUGGCAAACUAGUAGUGGCAAAUGUGCUAAGGCUAGCAUUCCUUUUAACAGCAAUUGUCUUACUUUAGGUUACUAAAUGAAUGCGAACACAUGCACUCUGAUUGAAAUGAGCUUUCCAGACUAUAAUAUUGAUGCAUCUAAAGACAAAUCAUUAACUUUAAAUUAUGGAUAUUGCAAAUAUAAUUACAAUCUCAACACCUGUUAGAUAAAAAAUGAUAAUUGUAAAACAAAAUGUUGCACAGAUGCUGAGGAUAUUGGGAUAAACGCGCAUUCUUGUAGUAGAUAUUCAUUUCAAGACCCUGGAGUUUUUUGCUAUUUUGAUGAAGGAAGAUGCAAAGAAUUAACAUCAGACAUAGCAAAUGUUCUAGAUCCAGAAGCAGUAAAGAGUUAUUACAAUUUCAAAUAAUUCAAGUGUUCUUAAAUGAACAUCAAUUCUUGUUCAAUGAUUGAAUGGAGCACUACUUAAAGGUGUGUGCACUUAGGAAAUUCAUGCUUCAAUAUCAACCUUAAAGAGUAAUCUUCCCUCAAAGAUCUUAUUUAAGAACCAACAAUAACAAAUAAAUACACAUGCUUUGCCAUUGAAGCAGAAUCAUUAGUUGAUAAAUACUUUACAUUUGAUGAAGUUAAUCGAAGGUGUAAAAUCUUAAUUCCUGAGUCAGAGACUCCCUAUGCCAAAUGUGAAGAUGCUUUAGGAAACAGAAAUCUCUGUUUGAGGUUUACAGGAAAUAAUUAUUGCAAAUGGAAUUCUGAUUAAUUGAAAUGUGAAACCAUAAUGAAUUAUUCGGUUGAUAAAAUUGAAGCCUGUGAUGCAAAUUUAAAUAUAAAAGCAUGUAUUCAAAAUAAAGUGAGCCCAUGUUAUUUUUCAUUUGCCUCUGAUAAAUGUUAAUAAGCCCCAAAAGAAGUGGAAUGCAACUAUUUCAAUGAUAAAGGUAAGGUCAGCGAAAAAGUAUGCAAGUUAAUUUCUUAAAAAGGAUAGAAAUGCUUAUUUAAAGAUAAUCUAUGUGCUACAUUUGAAACUUAUGAAAAUGUAUGUCAUGUCAAAGAUGCCAAUUAAAUUGCAUGUUAUAAUAAUGUCAAUGGAAAUUGUAGAUGGGAUAUCAAUACCCUUCAAUGUUAUGAGAAUCUUACUGAUAUAAGUACUUUGAAUUGUUCAAGCAAUCUAAAUAAAAUCCUAUGUUUAUAAGUAGUGAAAGAACCAUGCUAUUGGAAUGCUGAUGAUUUGUAAUGCCAAAGAUUCAAUGCGAUAUCAGAUGUUGAAUUUAAAAAGUUAAAUUCUAGUAAUUUAUAUACAAAAGAUGCCUGUUCACUAAUAAGUGGAUCUGGAUACGUAUAUGGAUCUGAUAAAUGUGAAGUAUUACCAGAUACCUCAAACACUAAGGAUUGUUCUGAAUAUUGGAUGAACGAGUAUGCUUGUUUGUAUCUAACUAAAGGACAUAAAUGUUAUUAUGAUGUGACAGAGGAGUAUUAGAGAAAAAAAUGCAAGCCAUUUUAAGGAGAAUAUAAUUAAUGUUCAGACUAGAACUCGUAAAUAUUGAUAAACAUUGAGGUCUGUAUGAAUAUACCUAUGACAUGCAUUUUUGAGCAAAGCAGUCUGAGAUGUGUUAAUGUUGAAAUAGGACCUCAAGAAAAGUGUUCAAAGUUAGCUGAUAGUAUAAAAGAAAAGAAAUACUAUAAUAAAUUGGCUUGUUCAUCAAUUGAUCCAAAAAGUAUUGAAAAUUUUGGUAUCUAAUAGUGUUAUCAAAAUUCAGAGAACGCAUAGAACUGCUUAUACGAGAAAUAUUGUUUUUGGGAUUAGUUGUAUUAUUCAUGUAGCAUCUUUGUUCCAGUAUUGACAUUUUUUGAUAAGAAUAAUUGGGUAAAAAAACCAUUAAAAGUAUGUUUAAAUUAGAAUUCAUAACCUGAAUAAUUUGGAGAUGGCUGUUCUUAUUAGAUUAGAUAUGCAGGUGGCUUUAAAUUUGUAGGUAAUUAAUAAAUUAAACUACCUUCGGAAUGUGCUAAGACUCAUAAUACAUGUAGGUCUGAUGAUGAUUGUAUUCCAUAUCAAACAACUAAUAUUUAAUUGGAUUAUAUUAAUGGAAAAAUGAAAGUGACAUUUCCAACAAACAACACAUAGACUUGUGGAAAUCGUUGUGGAUUUUAAGGCUAAUAAACUAAUUUUUGUAACCAAGAUUCAGAUUGUGGUUAGGAGUACAUAACCAAAGAUAAUCUCAAAUAUACUGAUAUGUAAUAUUGUAGAGUAUUGAAAAGAAGAUCGCAUUAUAUAAAUGUAUAUAGUUAUUAUUUCACAACAAAUCCACCUUUAUAUUCUAAUUAUACUUUUUACAGUGAAAAUAAAAUAGAUGAUGUAACAACAAUAACAUAUUAUAAAGUAACUGAGGUAACAAAAGAAUUAGAGUACGAACCCAUAAAAGAAGAGGAUUGUGAUUUUGAUGACAAAAAGUGUUAUUGUUAAUAUACCAAAGAAGAUUGUAAAUAUCAUAAUGACUGUCCUAAACAGGUAAAGGACAUUUAUGCUUAUAAAAAAAAGUGCGAUUAUUAAGAUUAUUAUUUAGUAGAACCUUAUUGCAUAUCUAAAAUAAGGGAAAUUGAAAAGUGUGAGAACAUUUAUUCUGAGGCUCUUUGUCUUGAAUAUGUGAAAUAGCGCUGUUAUUUUGAUAUAAAUCAAGGUGGAUGUAUUAAAUUAGAAGACAAUUAGGAUAAAUUACCUUAAUGCAAUAGUAUGUCAAUGGACAGUUGUUUAGGAAGCAAAACAAAGAAGGUAGCAUGUUCAAAAGGGGAAAAAUCUGCAAAACCUGGUGAUUCAUGUUAUACUAUCAUUAAGGAGUUCAAUGAUUGCAAAGAUAACUUAUUUUAUAAUUCCUAUUUCAACUGCGCAAAGGUCAAAAAAGAGGAUGCAUAACAUUCAUUAUGUGCAAGAGCAACUGAUGAAUGCAGAUUUUCUGGAAGUGAGUGUGUUAGUGAACCUAAUCUUGAUGACACACUUGCAUGUAAAUGCGAUUCAAGUUAUAGUCAAACUUUAUGUGAGAAGUGUAAUUGUGACUUCUCUUCCUUGGGAAUUUGCUAAUAAACUAAACAGCCACUUCAAUAAGAUGCAAAUAAUCCAUUUUCUUUGUGUUAUAGGGUCAACCUAUUAGAUCUUCGAGAUGCUAAAUCAAAAUAGCAAGCUUGUGCAAGUGUUGCUUAAGCAUGCAAAUACAUAGAUUCAUGUUAGGAUGCCACUCAUAUUACAUGCGAUGAUAUGUUAGGAUCGAUGGUUGUUUCUCUAAAGGCAUGUCAAAAGUGUAAAGACUAACCAGCUCAAUAUGAUCUAAAAAGGCUGUAAUGUUUGGCAUUAAAUGAUGAUACUCUCAUAAAUAAAUGUGAAUAUUUGAAUAAAAUAUCUUGUUUGAGGAAUGCAAGGAAUGUUAAAUGCAAAUGGGAUUAAUCCUAGUGUAAGGAAAUUUAAAUAGCAAGUGAUGAUAUAGUAGAUUGUUCAACAUUAAAUUAUGAUGCUUGUUAUCAAAGUUAAUAAAAUUUAUGUUGGUUUGAUCCUUAAUUGAAAUAAUGCACUGAAUUCAAUCCUUUCAAAGCUUAAUGUGAAUUUGUGCAAGAUCAAUAAAAUCUUUGUAAUUUAUCCAUGGCUUAAAAUUGUGUAUGGGAAAAUAACAAAUGCACAAAAAAAGAUAAAAUACUUCCCAAUACAUGCAAAGGAUUAAAUAAAUAUGCAUGCUUAAAUUAAUAACUUGUGCCCUGCGGUUGGUCUGUAAAUUAAGAAUGUAUUGAACUUAUCAACAUUAUAAAUUACGCCAACUUUUUAUAAAGUGCUGAAUCAAAGUCUAUUAUCCAAAAUAAUGCUCAAACAUGUUCAUUGAUAAGUGAAUAUAAAAACUAUUUAAUCGAUCAAUAAUUUAAAUGCAGAGAAGUAACUGUAAUUGAUUUGAUCUAUUGCAAUACUCCUGGCAUCAACCUAAAGAGUUGUGUAUAAUUAAGCAUUGGAAGAUGUAAAUAUUAGAAUAACAUUUGUUAAACAUCUAAUGAGGUCAAUCUAGGUUGUCAAAACUACUUAAACAAAGAAGCUUGUUUAAGUUAAAAAGCAGAAUGCAAAUUCACUGAUAAAUGUGAAUAAUUCUUAAAUCCAAAUUUGAACGAGAUUUUGUAUGAAAUAGAUUACAGUUAUUCUGAUUACAUUUGUCUAACAGUUGAUCUCCAAACCAAACCAACAACUAGUUUAGUAUUUUUAGAAUCCAAAGGCAAAUGCAUCGAUAUUUCAGACCAAGAACCUACUAUAUCGGAUUGUCAAUUGAGAGGUAUGAAUAUCAAUGCUUGUUUAUAAAAAACAAAAUCACAAUGUGAAUAUUUAGAUAAUCAAUGCCAAUCAAUCAGUGUAGCAUCUUAAUCUACAUGUUCUCAAACAUUAAAUUGGCUUGCUUGUACCCAAAGUGAUGCUUAAUGCAAAUUUGUUAAUGCUCGUUGUCAAGCCUUUUAGCCCACUGAUAAUUGUGAAUAAUUAGAACAAUUAAAAGCAAUAGUAAAUGAAAGUAUUUGUGUCAAAACAACUGAUAUCCCCUGCAAAUAUGACAUUAACAUUCGAGGUUGUUCUAAGGUUACUACUAAUUAGAACUGCUCAAUUUCAGGAUUGAAUGAAAAGAGUUGCAUUUUCUACACUAGCGGAUAGGACUGCAAAUAUGAAAUGAACUAAUGCACUCCUUAUUAUUAGUAGGCCAAAUGCACAGAUAAAAUCAAUAGAGAUAAAUGUCUUAAUCUAAGAGAUAGGUAACAGAAUUGUAAAUUUGAUUAAACUCUAGGGUGUAUCUAAAUAAUAUCUGAAUCGGAUCUAAAAUCUUGUAUUAAAAACUUCUAAACUAAUCCAUCUACUUGUUCUUAAGCCACAGAUUUCCCUUGUUAUUACAAUUUUGAUACAAAAAUGUGUCAAGUAUUCACUAAUCCAUCUAAAUUUGAAACACCCUCUAGAAGUCAAGAUUGGUAAAGCAGAGUGUCCUUCAAUAUUCUCACUUGUCAAAUUUAUGACAUAGAUUAAAGAAAAACAUUCUGGGAUGAUGGAUGUAAAGAAACCACUAACACUCAACUUACUACUUUAGAAUGUAAGGACUAUUUAAAUUAUUACGCUUGCGUAAACUUAAAAACACCAUUACAAUAUUGUUAAUAUACCAAUAACAUAUGCUAUGAAAAAGAUUGGUUUACUUACAAAGACCAAUAGUGUGAACAGAUUAAAAAUGUCAAUCAUGGAAACUUUUGUUAAGCCACUACUGAUGUUGAAUGCAGGUAUGAUUUAGAUAAUAAAAAUUGUAUAAAAUUGGGUAAUGGGGAGAUUAUUUAAUGUUAAAGUAGUAAUUUGGUUUAUUUUGGAUAUAAUGAAAAGGCAUGUGCAAAAAGUAAUAAUUGCAUAUUUAUUGAUAACAAAUGUUAAACAUUUGAUGAAAAUAAUUUAUAUUAUUGUUAAUAGGCAUAAUAAAUAGAGAAUUGUAGGAAUGUAUUAUUGGAGGGAUGUUAUAGAAAUAGUUAAUAAAGAUGUCAAUUAAUAACAAGUGAAUUAUAAAAAACAUUAAAUUGUUCAGAUAUUGAAAAUUAAGUAGGUUGUAAAUAAUUAUAAACAAAAGGAUAAUAUUGUAGAUAUUAUGAUAAUAAAUGUUAGAAUGAGAAUAUUUAAGAUUAUAAAGUAAAGAAUUGUAAAGAUAUAAAAAUGAUUAAUAAUUAUGAAUUUUGUGAAUAAACAUAAGAUAUAGGAUGUAUAUAUGAUCCAUUAAAUAACUCUUGUAUAGAAUCAAAAUAAGAAUAAUAAGAUUUAACAUGUCCAAGAGGAUUAAAUAAAUUAGCAUGUAUUCCAUUAAAUUCAAAUACUAAUUAAUGUUAAUUCUUUAAUUAUUGUUAUGGUUUUAAUUCAGAUAUAUUAAAUUGUAUUAAUGAUGAUCAUUAAUAAUGUUGUUAAAAAGCAUUAACUAUAUAAUCUUGUUUAUUUUAAACUAAAUUCAAAUGUUAAUGGAAUAAUAAUAAAUGUAAUUAUUAUGAUUAAUAAAUAAAUUAAAAAUUAGAAUGUAAUACAAUUUAAAAUGCAUCAAGAAAUGUUUGUUAUUCAUUAUUAGAUAAAUUUUGUAUUUUUGAUCAUUUCAAUUUUAAAUGUAUAUAAAUUAUACCAUUGACUUGUGAUUCAGUUUAAAGUGCAUAAUAGUGUAAAAGAAUACCUAAUAUACCUUGUUAUUGGAAUUAAGAUUAAUGUUAAUUAAAAUAAUAAGAUUUAUCAGAUACUUGUUAAUUUAUAUCUCAAAACUCAGGUAAUCAUUAAGCUUGUAUUUAAAUCAAAAGACCAGGAUAAAUGUGUAUUUUUAAUGAUUAUCAAUGUUUAUUAUUUCAAGAAAUCUAAAAUACUGAUAAUUGUCUUGAUAAUAUUAAUCAAAAUGCUUGUCUAUAAUAAACUAAUUCACAAUGUUAUUGGGAUCUAGAUGUAGCGAAUGAUUAAAAUUCUCCACAUAAAUAUUGCAAAUCUUUUGAAAAAUUCAAUUCAUCAAAGUGCGAACAAAACCUGAGCUAUUUAUCUUGCUUAAAUAUAGUUACAACUAACACGUAUUGCCAAUGGAUAAAUGAAAAAUGCGAGCCUUUGAAGAUCGAUAUCAGUAAUAAAUUAGUAUUAGAAUCUUACUCAAAUGUCAAUGCCAACGUUUGUAGAUUAAUUACUGAUCCAUAACCGAUGAUGUAUGAUUCAAUCAAUAAGAUGUGUUAAGUUGUAACUGAUUUUAAUCAAUUAACUUGCAGUUAAGGAUUAAUGUCUAUAAAUAUGUAUGCCUGCAUCAAAGUUAAGAAUGAACUCUGUGUUUGGGAUAAUAAAAUCAAAGCUUGCAAAGCAAUAGUAAAUUAAAAAAAGAAAAUAGCUAAUUAAGAAGAAAUUGCUGAGAGUACUUGUUAGAAAAUAGGCCGUACUCCAACAUCCUGCUCUCUGUUGGAUGUUUAAUUGCCUUGUGGAGGAGCAGAAUUAGGUUGUGAUUAUGUUUAAUUAAAAACUGUUUAAUGCAAUCACAUAGGCUUGAACAAAUAUGCAUGUCUAAACUUAACUAGCUAAUCAUGUAAAUGGGUUUUAAAUAAGGAACUCAAUAUUUAUUAAUGCUAAGAACAUACUCCUUUUGGUUUAUGUUCAGAAUAACCUAAAUUGGUGAAUGCAAUGUUAUGUUCUUUGGUUGGUCACAAGGAUCCAUGCGCUUAUGACAAAAGUUCAAAUUCAUGUAAAUGGUCAUCUGAGCAAUAAUAAGGUUGCGAUACGGCUGGAUUAAAUAAAUUUGGUUGUGCUCAGAUAAAGAACUGUGUAUUUUAUGAAGGCAGAUGCUUAAAAUACAGCGACGAUCUAGACCUAAAUUGUUAAGAUGCAGAUAAAGCUCAUUACACUGUUUGUGCUUAAAUAACCAGAGAUCAAUGUAAGUACAGUGAAUUGAAAAAUGGUUGUGUAUCUACUGAUUUAUUUGACAGUUGCCAAGUGAUGGGUAUCAAUUAAUUGGGAUGCAAUGCCAAAUAACCAAUAUGUCAGUGGAUUGAUAAGAAAUGUGAGUGUACAAGAUUGUUUGAAUUGAAGAGGCCAUGCUCAUAAAUCCAAGAUUUUGAUCAAUGUUAAACAAGGGAUGAAUGUUAUUAUAAUGAUUCUUUUCCAACAAGGAUUAGUAAUGAACUGAUAAAAUCUUAGAACUAAGGUACUUGUAAAGAAAAGUCAUGCAGUGAUCGAGAAGAGUGUGAAGGUGAAAUAGUAUAUGGCUACAUUUGCUAUAAGGAUAAACAAGGAAUAUGUUAGCCAGCCCGUGAUUGUUAGGAUAUCAAAAAUGCAGUUAAAUCAUGUUCGAGCUAUGUAAUAAAAGAUAGACCUUGUGUGGAGAAGGGAUAUUCUAAUGAUAAUAUUCAAUGUGAAACACUCCUGAAUUGUUAAUAAUUGGAUCUUAUUGCUUGUCAAAAGAAUCUAGAAUAUUGUAUCUAUGGCAAUGACUAAUGUACGAAUAAAUAAUGUAACAAUUACAUGGAUGAAACCAGUUGUCCUAAAGAAAAUUGCUAUUGGAAAAAUAGUAAGAAAAGAUGUCUAGAACAAGUGAGUUGCGAAUUAAAUUCAUCGGAAAAAGAAUGUAGUGAUAACGGAUAUGCAAAUCAGAAAUGCGGUUGGUUCAAAUUAGAUGACUAGCCAUCUUUCUGUCAAGCUGGAUGCAGAUAUCUACCUUAAGCUUUCGUUAGUUGCAGGGGAACUCAAAUUACUGAUUAUGUCUGUGUAAAUUUCAAAGAUGUUUGUAUCCAAUGUGAAGAAAUUACAGAUUCAUGUCAUUGUUUAUAAGAAGAGGAUUUCUGUCAUUACGAUAUCUAUAGAAAUAAAUGUUAAUCCAAAGGAUGCUAAACUUAUAAUUCGGAGACUUGUCCAGCUUCAAGAUGCACUUUUAAUAAAGAAAUUAAUAUUUGCAUACCAUAAUGUCAAUUCAGAUUCAAUAUUAAAGAGUGUGGAUAUUUGAAUGAUUGCGUAUGGGAUUAAUAAUUAAGAUAAUGUCUUGUUUAUGAAGAAAAACCCAUAAAUGUGGAAAUAUGUCCUGGCUGUCUAAAGGCUGAAAAUUACUUAGCCAUAAUUCUAUUAAUAAUAAGCUUAUCAGCUAUUAUAUGA
Messenger RNA from Paramecium tetraurelia, 10641 nucleotides. RefSeq lists its product as uncharacterized. The record is from RefSeq and is a predicted model, not a curated record. NCBI's taxonomy places the organism in Eukaryota, Ciliophora, Oligohymenophorea, Peniculida, Parameciidae. The transcript has 4 exons.